AUGGAUCACUUGCUUUGCGUACGAGCCAUCCUCCCAUCCCCGGCCUCCUGUAAAAUGCUGCCACUCGCUUCUCAACUCGUUUCUGGUUCUACUCAGAGUGUUAAUCAGAAGAGGGGCUGCUGUGAAGUCCAACACUCGAUGGCCAGUAAUAAUCAGCUUGUCAGGCUGUCACAUUAUUAUGAUUCUGGCGAUUUGACCACCCUCUGGUCGGGCGGGUUUCAAAUUGAUCUACCCGAACAGCAGUCCUUCUUUCUUAUGAUCAGACUGCCUGGAACUUCUCUUACUCCGCUUCCUCUCUCCUCCAACUCUGGACGACUAUCUGCCUCUACCGAAUUAUUUAACUCUAUGCCAGAUCGUCUUUUCUUAUUCGUCAGCAUCUGCCUUCAGGGUGCUACUUUCUAUGUGAUCAUUCAGGUAUUAUACAUGCAGCCCCAAAAUUCUAAUUACUUAACAUAUUACAGCCUGGAUGAUUUACAAUAUCUCUUACUUAUGCAUUUGUCUCCUUCGUUAGACAUUGUGCCAGCUACCUACCUGUUUAUCUACCAGGGUAUAUAA
Messenger RNA from Protopolystoma xenopodis, 555 nucleotides. Lineage: Eukaryota; Metazoa; Platyhelminthes; Monogenea; Polystomatidea; Polystomatidae. The record is from the annotation of a GenBank genome assembly.